AUGGUCAAAGCAACUCAUGAGGUCAUCAACUUUAACUACCUCUCAGCUCUGCGUCCCAUCUCGCAACAGUAUACGGAGAACGUUGAAAAAUCCACUGCCUGGUUUCUGAUGGCGCCGUCGGAUGAUCUCAAGGCCCAUGCGGCCUCAUCUCACGACUUUUACGCGUUGCUCGACAUCUCUCCCGCCGCUGCAGACACCGAGAUUCGUCGCGCAUACCGCAGGACCGCUCUAAAAUACCACCCGGAUAAACUGCAGGACCCCAAACCAGCCGACAUCGAAAAGUUCCAUUUACUUCAAAUUGCGUACGAUGUCUUGUCCGAUCCGUCUAUACGGCAGCUUUACGACAAUGCGCGGGAGGCGCGAGAGCGGAAGAAACGGGAAAAUGAGAUGCUGGAAGGUGUGAGGCGGAAGAUGAAGGAGGACUUGGAAGCUAGGGAGAGAGGAGUCAAAAGGCCGUUUGGUGCAACUGGUCUGGGGCGUCCCGUUGAUCUGGACGAUGCGGAGGCACAGCUAGAGGAGAAGAUCAGGAGAUUAGCGGAGGAUGGAAGGAGGAGGAGACAGCAGAAAGAGGAGCUGAUGAGGCGGGAGGUUUUGGAGGAAGAGGAACGGCGCGAGCAAGAGAGGGAAGAGCGUGAGCGUGCGGCGCUGAAAGAGAGGGAGGGCCAGUCGAGUGUCGGGGGCACGGCAGUUCCGGAAAUCGAGCGUGCGGUCAAGAUACGUUGGAUCCGAGAGGAGCAAGGGUUAGAUCUCGACAAGGAGCGUUUAGAAAAGAUGUUUUCAGCUUUUGGGAACGUCGAGAGUGUUAUAAUCCUCAAGGACAAGAAGAAGCGGGUUGGAGAGAGACGGGAAAAGAAGACCAUCGGCACUGGGAUCAUCGUCUUCUCAUCUAUCGUCGGCGCCCAUGCGGCCGUGGAAGACAGCAAGAAGCAACCUGGCAGCGACUGGGACACCGUUGAAUCUGUUUUCUGGGCUUCGAAUAAGGAGCCUGACCUGGAAUCCUAUCGAGCCCCGUCUUCCGCAUCGAAUCCCCAACCCGAGUCACCGUCCAAACCCCGUUCUGCUCCCAAACCAAGAUCCUUUAAUUUUCCCGGUUUAAAUACGCCCGCAGCUACUAUUGGCAGUGGCACAGGCAAAGCGCCAUCCUUCGCCUCGUUCUCUUCCGCAGCCAAUGUUUCUUCUACUACUAAAGCUAAUCUCGGGCCAAAUAGUCCAAGCUUCGAGGAGAUUACACUUAUGCGACUGAAAAAUGCGCAAAGGAAGCGUUUAGAAGAACAGUUGAAAAAGGAGGACGAGGAAGCUGCGGCGGUAGAGCCAGAGAACGAUAUACGCAAGUCUGUUAAACCGUCCGAUGAUAGGACGAUCACAGUCCCAAAGGACUACUUUACCGCUGAACUUCCUCCUCCAUUUGCUCAACCAUGUCUUUAG
Messenger RNA from Uncinocarpus reesii 1704, 1425 nucleotides. RefSeq lists its product as uncharacterized. Gene Ontology annotation, molecular function: RNA binding. Gene Ontology annotation, biological process: spliceosomal complex disassembly. The coding region runs from base 1 to 1425 and encodes 474 amino acids. The transcript has 3 exons. Lineage: Eukaryota; Fungi; Ascomycota; Eurotiomycetes; Onygenales; Onygenaceae. The record is from RefSeq and is a predicted model, not a curated record. Gene Ontology annotation, cellular component: spliceosomal complex.